Messenger RNA from Doryrhamphus excisus (bluestripe pipefish), 559 nucleotides. It is a transcript of the gene acyp1, whose product is annotated as acylphosphatase 1, erythrocyte (common) type. Lineage: Eukaryota; Metazoa; Chordata; Actinopteri; Syngnathiformes; Syngnathidae. Gene Ontology annotation, molecular function: acylphosphatase activity. The record is from RefSeq and is a predicted model, not a curated record.
UUAGACGUCACUUCCGGGGGGCAGGUUCCGCAAAUAAACACAUUCACCAAUACAUCCAGUCAAUACUUCUGAUAUUCAGCAUGUCUGAUGCUGACUUAAUUUCCGUCGAUUAUGAAGUAUAUGGAAAAGUGCAAGGUGUCUUUUUCCGGAAAUACACACAGGCUGAGGGGAAGAAGCUUGGCCUUGUAGGUUGGGUCCAAAACACAGGCGCGGGAACUGUGCAAGGUCAGCUCCAAGGUCAACGUAAGAAGGUGAAAGAAAUGCAAGAAUGGCUUAAGUCAACUGGGAGCCCCAAGUCGCACAUAAUCAAGGCAGAGUUCAGGAACGAGAAAGCGGUUUCCAGCCUAGAACACUCAACUUUUAACAUUGUGAAAUAACUUAAUGUAUGCACGCCAUUAACCAACACCCACAUAUUUAUUUUGUCUGUCUUAUUAUAUGUUGAAAAGUAUUAACCAAAACAUACUGAAAAGUAGACAUGUCAAAUACUCUACAAUCUGGCAAGGUUCUAAUAAACAGGAAAGCACAGAGAUGAUUACAAAUGAUAAUCAAGAGUGUGCUU